GCCCCGGUUCAAGUACUGAUGAGAACCACAUGACUGGCCGGUAACAAUGCGUUUUCAGGACUAGCCAGCUAUACAGAGAUGUGGUGGUGGUGGUGAUCUCUGUAUCUGUGUGAGAGAGAGAGAGAGAGAGAGAGAGAGAGAGAGAGAGAGAGAGAGAGAGAGAGAGAGUGAUAGGUCUUUAUUCAAACCAAGCUCUCCAUGUUAGCAGCACCAGCAGAGGUUUAUUUUUCAUUCAGCGAGUUAGUGUUUCUGUUUGAUGCACAUCCACUGUGACUGACGCUCCUGUUCCUGCACACUACUGCUACCUUUGUGGUUAGAGUAACUCUCGUUGGUUCGUGUUCUCCCUGGAGGAGGCUAUCUGACUGGAGCUAAACAACGAUACAACACACUAAGUGACUACUGAGACCCACUAGUCUUCUUGAUGAGAGGCUUCCUGCUGCUGUGUCUGCUGGCACUGGGCCAUGCCAAGCCCUACCAGCCAAUUAACGUCUUGGACUUCAUGAGGGACCAUGAAAUCAUGAUGCAGGACGCCGAUGAUGACGAUGAUGAUGACGACAACGCCCUUACGGACUGCCCCUUCGGCUGCCAGUGCUCCCUACGGGUGGUGCAGUGCUCUGAUCUAGGGUUGCUCUCCGUGCCCGAGAACAUUCCCGCCGACACGCUAAUGAUCGACCUCCAGAACAACGACAUCACCGAGGUCAAGGAGGACGACUUCAAAGGCAUUAACAAGAUCUACGCCCUGUUCCUUGUUAACAACAAGAUCUCGAAGAUCCAUCCCAAAGCUUUUCGUAACAUGGAUCGGCUACAGCUGUUGUACCUGUCCUACAACCAGUUGACACAGAUACCUGCCAACCUACCCCGGAACAUCCUGGAGCUGCGUAUCCACGACAACAAGAUCAGCAACAUCCAGAAGGAGGCCUUCAAAGGUCUCAAGUCUGUGCAUGUUCUGGAGAUGAGUGCUAACCCGUUAGCUAACAACGGGAUAGAGCUGGGAGCAUUCGACGGCAUGGAAACCCUGUAUAUCAGGAUCGCGGAGGCCAAGCUCACAGCUGUACCUAAAGACCUGCCAUCUUCACUCACAGAGCUUCACUUGGAUUAUAACAAGAUCAACAAAGUAGAAAUUGAGGACUUUUUCAGAUAUAAAAAAAUACAAAGAUUAGGACUGGGCUUCAACCAAAUCAAGUUUGUUGAGAACGGAAGCUUCGCCAGUAUACCCAACGUCCGUGAAAUCCACCUGGAUAACAACAAACUACGGAAGGUUCCGCCCGGUCUCAACUCACUGCGGUAUCUACAGGUGGUGUACCUCCAUGCUAACAGCAUCAGCAGUGUGGGGGUGAAUGAGUUCUGCCCUGUCCGCUCCAGUGUUAAGAAGACCUUGUAUACGGGCAUCAGUCUGUUCUCUAACCCUGUUAAGUACUGGGACGUCCAGCCCGCCACUUUCCGCUGUGUGUCUGGACACAGAGGGGUUCAUCUGGGCAACAACCGGAGGAAGUAACACACACACACACACACACACACACAGGGGGAUUCAGCUGGGCAACAACCCGAAGAAGUAACACACACAAUGGCAAGGCGAAGUUCUAACCAUAUGGUCAUAUCUAUCCUAUAUAGUUACAGAUCUACAAGUGCCUACCUGCCUAGGGAAUUGGGUGUCUGUCAGGAUCACAAGCCAUCCUAUAGCGCCUCCUUCUGGUAGACUUCAGUAAUACCUCCACCUCCUCAACACACAGGAUGUUUUGUUGUUGUUGUAUUGACCAACUCUUCGUUCCUCCUCAACGAGUCAACAAACGCAUCCACCCCUGUUAGUACUUCAGUGUUUUAGUCGAUAUCUUUGUUUCUUCUCUGUUUAGGAAUUAGUAUAAUCUGCUGGAUAUGUUGUCUUUGGAUUUCUUUCUGACACUGCAUGCCUCCUUUUUAUAAUCUGCUAGAUAUAGCCUAAAUAAAACUAGUUUUCAUGGUGCUAAUAAACGUAUAUAUAUUUACAGAAACCAGUCAACGUUAUAUGUCUAGAUGGUGAUAAACAUAAAAUGACAGAAAAUGCUAGUCAACUGUUACAUUACAUGUCUACAUGGUGCUAAACGUUUAUAAUUAAAGAAACUAGUCAACUGUUACAUUACAUGUCUACAUGGUGCUAAACGUUUAUAAUUAAAGAAACUAGUCAACUGUUACAUUACAUGUCUACAUGGUGCUAAACGUUUAUAAUUAAAGAAACUAGUCAACUGUUACAUUACAUGUCUACAUGGUGCUAAACGUUUAUAAUUAAAGAAACUAGUCAACUGUUACAUUACAUGUCUACAUGCUAAACGUUUAUAAUUAAAGAAACUAGUCAACCUUUUACAUGCCUUCAUUUGAACAUGAUUAUCUAUUGUAGCAUUACAUGUAUGUAACUGUUCUAAUUAAAUAAACUUGACAUAUAAAAUACA
Messenger RNA from Oncorhynchus tshawytscha (Chinook salmon), 2423 nucleotides. RefSeq names its product asporin (LRR class 1) (gene aspn). Gene Ontology annotation, molecular function: protein binding. The transcript has 9 exons. The record is from RefSeq and is a predicted model, not a curated record. Bases 422 to 1495 code for a protein of 357 amino acids. NCBI's taxonomy places the organism in Eukaryota, Metazoa, Chordata, Actinopteri, Salmoniformes, Salmonidae.